AUGCGUCAGUGGGGAUACACCGAAUGGGUGAGCUUGACGGCGGGAGUUACCCCCAAGAGAAUCCACUCGCAUAACGAUUACGAACAACCCGCGCCCCUGUUGAAAGCCCUCAGUUAUGGGGCAGCGAGCGUGGAAGCGGACGUAUGGCUUGUUGAGGAUGAAUUACUGGUGGGACACACAGAGUCGGAGUUGUCUUCGAACAGGACCCUAUCCUCGCUUUAUCUAGACCCAUUACAAGAUCUUAUCCGCAUAGCGAACUUGGAUAGGGAGGACGAUGGAGUGUCCAGAGGGGUUUUCGACACUGCACCGAAAUUAUCCUUGCAAUUGCUCAUCGAUCUCAAGACAGACGGCUCCGAGACGUUCAACAAAUUAUACGAAUAUCUAGAGCCCUUACGAUCUGCUGGGUAUCUGACCACCGUCGUGCCCGCCAGUCCAUAUCCGAUCUUCUCGCCCUCCGUCGUAACCGUUAUCGGAACAGGGAAUACGCUCCUCUCGUCGGUCCUCGAGCUGGGGAACAACAGCGCUCGCAGGCGGGACAUCUUCUUGGACGCGCAGCUCCUUGACUUGGUCUCACCCAAUGCGGCGCUGAGAGCACUUGAUGCAUAUAAGCCGUCGGUGAGCCCUCUUGCCAGUGCCAAUCUUCAAGAUGUAGUAGGAUGGAGUUGGGUUGUGCCUUGGGUCGCAAGGAGGCGCGUCCGGACGUUGGUAAAUGCUGCGCACGAGAAGGGUGUACAGGUGAGGUUUUGGAACACGCCGAGCUCCCCGGUAUGGUUCAGGAAUCUUGUUUGGCAGAUGCUAUUGGAUGAAGGGGCGGACUGGCUGAAUGCGGACGAUCUGCCUGCUGCAGCACGCUUUUGA
Molecule: messenger RNA, 858 nt
Organism: Gloeophyllum trabeum ATCC 11539
Lineage: Eukaryota; Fungi; Basidiomycota; Agaricomycetes; Gloeophyllales; Gloeophyllaceae
Exons: 6
Coding region: 1-858 (285 amino acids)
Biological process (GO): lipid metabolic process
Molecular function (GO): phosphoric diester hydrolase activity
Source: RefSeq, a predicted model, not a curated record